UGAGGAACUGUCAGAGUGAUGACCAGGAGGAGGGUAAGGACUGGACUGUAAAAAUAGAUUAAAGAUAGUUAAAAAAAAAAAAAAACAGAAUCACAAGUCUACACUUUUAUAUAGAAACAGUAAUUUCUACUUUGACUCCUCAGAGUACACAUCCACUCAUGUAUGAUGGCUGAGGUGGGUGGGGAGGAAAUGUCAGAAGCAAAUGUUUCUGCCUCUAAGUCAAUUGGGGGAAGUCCUGGCACAAUCAACCACUCCGAUAUCUACAAAGGUGAACGAAUGUCCUGUGAAAACAGGCAAGCAAAGCUCCUCCUGAAAUAAAUCAUCUGACAUCUGAUCCUUUCCAUUGUCUGGUGGACUCUACAAGUCCCUCUCCCCACUGUUGAACAUUUCAUCUAAGGUCCCUCCCUCUGAGUCCUCAGGGUUUCUCACCUCCUAGACCUCUGGCACAUUCUAGAGGGUACCUGCCCACCUCAUACCUCCCAAGGCUGUACAAGUUAUGAUCGCUCUCAUAAACCAGCACAGGAAUAAUAAUUAUGAUAAAUAUGGACCUUGACGGACCAGUCUUUUCAGUGAUCUUACUGGUUCCAAUUUGGGGACCAAUAAUGUUCAUUGUCUCAGGAUCCUUGUCAAUUGCAGCAGGAGUGAAAACUACAAAAAGCCUGGGUUUGGAUGCUUUGAAGUUAGUUUUAAAUAUGCUAGAAUUCUGCCUUGCUGUGUCCAUCUCUGCAUUUGGAUGUAAAGCUUCCUGCUGUAACUCCAGAGAGGUUCUUUUGGUGCUAACACCAAAUCCUGCUGUGACAGUGAUGGCAUCUCCCCGCCCCCCCUCCCCCGACACUUCAACCAUUGCUACCAUCAGAACACCAAGGGAAAAAUGUUCCAGGAAAUGUAUACAAGAACCACCUGGGAGAAAGGCUCUACGUGUGUGUGUGUGUGUGUGUGUGUGUGUGUGUGUGUGUGUGUGUGUGUGCAAGCAUUUCCCUGGGAAAUUAAUACUUCAUUGCAGUGUGUUUGGUAGGAAUUAUCAGGCAUGCUGAAAAUGUGUAAGUCAAGCAGUUACUAGAUCAAAAAAAUUUAACAUCUUACAUUCAUUUAAUGUACAAAGGGCAUUGAAUUGGCAAAGAAGUUUGAAUGCAAAUUGACCAAACAAACAAACAAACACCUAUGUUAGUGAAGUGAGGUCUCCAAAGAGUGGAGAGUGUAGUUCACUCUUAUUUUGGGCUUUUGCUAAAUAAGUAGAUUUAGUUGCUCAUGAUCAGGAGCAGACACAUAAAGUAUAUAAGCAAUGGGUGUAUUAAAGUACUAAUGGUAGCAACCAAUUUUAAUUUCUGUGUGCAUUCUCAUCAUAUAAUAACAUAGUGCAUACUUUAGUUGAUAUAUUGAAAAAUUACAAUAAAGAGAGUGGUUGAAAUCAGAAUGCCUGAUCCUUAAAUACACAAACAUAUUCAUACAUCUAUAUACAUGUGUUUAUUUAUAUAAAUUUAGUGCAUCUCACUGUAUAUACAUAGUAUAUGUAGAGUGUGGAUAUGGAGAUUAUAGACAGUACACAUACAAUAUGAGUUUAUAUUACACAUGAACUAAAAAAAAUCACUUAUUACUCUGGAUUGAAGUUAAAGGUUGACUUUGAAGGUUACACCACCUUGAAGUUGAAUGUACACAUUACCUUUCUGGUUAAAAGCAAUGUCCAAAGACUCUGCCAUCAGGCUAAAUUCCCCAAAGAGAAAUAAUUGUCAGUAAAUUCUUAGAUAAACUGAUUCUAAGUA
This is a messenger RNA of Mus musculus (house mouse), 1760 nucleotides long. Its product is annotated as predicted gene 8369. The transcript is spliced from 6 exons. Lineage: Eukaryota; Metazoa; Chordata; Mammalia; Rodentia; Muridae. The coding region runs from base 534 to 1034 and encodes 166 amino acids. The record is from RefSeq and is a predicted model, not a curated record.